UUGCACCUUGCCUUGCCUUGCAACAUCAUCCACAACAGCAGCAACCAACACCCAACAGCAGAAGAAGAAUCGUCAUCCACGAUCCCAUGCAGUGCGAAGCAUGCCCCUUGCAGUAGUCGCGCGGGAAGCCCGGCCCUGCAUGUAUGCAUGCAUCACCAACCCUCACCCUCACAGGACAAACACGCCUUUCCGCUUUCCCUCUCCCCAUCCUCCACCAGCCCUUGCCUUGCCUUUCAACAAUGCAGCAAUCCUCCGGCCCGUGUAAUAACCUUAUAA
Molecule: messenger RNA, 276 nt
Organism: Colletotrichum tamarilloi
Lineage: Eukaryota; Fungi; Ascomycota; Sordariomycetes; Glomerellales; Glomerellaceae
Exons: 1
Source: RefSeq, a predicted model, not a curated record